AUGGACCCCUCGACCCCCUCCUCCGCCGACGCCUCGCGAAGCAACACUCCCAACCCUGCCGCCUCCUCCACCGCCUCCGCAUUGGACGCCGCGAACUCGCGCUUCACGUCGCAGGCCUCGACCGCUGAGGAUCUGCUCAAAUCGCAAACAGUCGGCCUGGUCCACCUCUCCGACUUCCGCAAGCGCCGCGCCGAAGCGCUCGACCUGAAGGACCGCGAGAGACAAGAACAAGCUCGGGGUGGUUCCACGUCCGGCACGAGCACGCCUGCGGACGGAGGAUCGACGCCGCGGCCCGCAAAGAAGAAGAAGAAGAAUGUGGCGAAGGGAAAGCUGUCGUUUGGGUUAGACGACGAAGAGGAAGAGGGACCGGCGGCCGCGACGCCGCAUGAUGGCACACCUGAUGAGAACGGAGCGUCGGAUAAGGACAAGGAUGCUGCUCCGGUCUCGAAAAAGAAGCUCGGCGCGAACAACAAUGUGUCUUUCAAGCCGAAAGUCAUGACGAAAUCCGCCCUACUGCGGGAGGCGCAACAGAGAGAGCAGUUGCGAAAGGAGUUUUUGAUCAUGCAGGAGUCGGUCAAGGCGACAGACUUUGUUAUCCCGUUCGUCUUCUACGACGGUACCAAUAUUCCGGGUGGGAGGUGCAAGAUCAAGAAGGGCGAGCAUGUCUGGCUGUUCCUAGACAGAGCAAGGAAAGCGGGCGCUGAGCUUGGUGUUGGUGGUGAUAAGAGCAAAAGAGAGUGGGCUCGCGUCGGAGUUGAUGAUCUUAUGCUGGUCCGCGGAGAGAUUAUCAUUCCUCAUCACUAUGAGUUUUACUACUUCAUGGUAAACAAGACGAUUGGCUUCGACGGUCCCAUCUUUGGUCACUCCGCACAGCCCACGUCCGCAACACCCCUCCCAUCCAAAGACGAGGACAUUGAUCCUGCAACAUUCAACCCUUUGGACCGGCAAGAAAAGAAGAAGGACCAGCGUAUUACUGAAGAGGAUGUCUCGCUCGAAGGAUACAACGACGACUCUACACUGACCAAAGUCGUGGAUCGACGUUGGUACGAGCGCAAUAAGCAUAUCUUUCCGGCGAGUAUAUGGGAGGAGUUCGAUCCCAAUAAGGACUACAGCAAGGGCACCAGGAAAGAUGCUCAAGGGAAUUCUUUCUUCUUCAGUUGA
Molecule: messenger RNA, 1161 nt
Organism: Diplodia corticola
Lineage: Eukaryota; Fungi; Ascomycota; Dothideomycetes; Botryosphaeriales; Botryosphaeriaceae
Product: xap5 domain protein
Exons: 3
Coding region: 1-1161 (386 amino acids)
Biological process (GO): chromatin organization
Cellular component (GO): nucleus
Source: RefSeq, a predicted model, not a curated record